GCUAGCUGCUAGGUGGCAACUGUAGCAGACAAGUUUGGAAAUUCUUCUGUUUACCCGUUAGUGAAUUUGUUACCCUACAAAAUGGCGGGGUUAGUAGAUUACGGCGUCGAUAGCGAUAGAGAAAGUAAUGAGAGCCCUAACAAUCAGAGUUCUUCUUCCGUGAGCCAAAAACGGAGCGAAACGAAGCCUCUGCCUAACGACGCUUUGAAGAGGACAAAAGAAACCUCUUACGACAAGGAAUCCAGAUCUUCAAAAUCUGGGCACUCCAACGAGGUCCAUAAAAGUAGCAGUUCUAGUUCCAAGCACAGAGACAUUGAUCGACAUCACAAGCAUAGAAAACGAAGCAGAAGCAGGAACAGAAGUAGGGACAGAAGCAGUCACAGCAGGAAGCGGUCUAGAUCCAAAGAGCGUAAGGAACACCAUCGUGAUGAAAGGAAAAAGAGAUGUCGGUCUAAGUCUCGAUCCAGAUCUCGUUCUUCAAGUGUGAACAGAAAAGAUAGAAAAUCUUCUCGUCGAACGCGUAGUCAAGAAAGACGGGAAAAGAAAGCUGCUACGAUUGCACGCAUGGGAUUGGAUGUGACCAAUGUGGCUGCAAGUUUAGCCAUGCCUUCGGCCGAAACUAAACAUCCUUCGCUGACGAACUUGUCACCCAUUAAACAAACUUCUCAAUUUACCUCAUCCGCUGUCGGAUCGUCGUCAGCAGUGUCAUCAGCUGUUCAGGCUGCAGCUCAGCAAGUACUGCAAAGCAGAGUAGCUGAGGCGCAACAAGUUACUGGGGUGGCGUUGCCUUCCUUCUAUAAUCCAGCAGCUGUGAAUCCCAUGAAAUACGCUCAGCAAAUACAGAAGAGGAAAUUGUUGUGGGCAAACAAGGAGAAAAAUGAGCCGCCCGCCACAUCUACUGCCAAACUUUGGGAAGCAACGGCCUUCACGCAAGAUCAAGACGGAAAAAUGACAGCCAAGUUCAAACGCCUCAUGGGCAUCAAGCAUGAUCCAUCUGAAGGAGCAGCUGCUGGUCCGUCACGGGCAGUUGAUGAUCGACAACCCGAAUCUGCAGCUGAUGUAUUGAAGAAGCAGCAAGAGCUUUUCGCAUCACUGGAUCAACAAUAUCAGGUUGCCAGAGCCACAACACAUACUCAGAGGGGUCUUGGUCUCGGUUUUGGUUCGGCGAAUUCUUCGUAUCCCCGCUGAUGGCACUUCACUUUAAGUCUGGAAAUCACACUAGACCAUUUAUCUUCAUGUAACAGUUGGAAAAUGAGACGGGAUGUUGAGUACGUUGUUUUGACCGAAUAUUCAUGACGUGUAUUGUAUGUUUAACAAUUUCCUCUCAUCCAAAGUCAAUUGCAUCAUUCAGAAUUUUGAACCGUCUGCAUCACUUUCAUGCUCUAAUUUACCUGCAACCCAAACCACCCUUUAUUCAAUAGAAACCCUAGACAAUGA
This is a messenger RNA of Daphnia carinata, 1437 nucleotides long. Its product is annotated as arginine/serine-rich coiled-coil protein 2-like. The coding region runs from base 82 to 1188 and encodes 368 amino acids. Lineage: Eukaryota; Metazoa; Arthropoda; Branchiopoda; Diplostraca; Daphniidae. The transcript is spliced from 7 exons. The record is from RefSeq and is a predicted model, not a curated record.